Molecule: messenger RNA, 3868 nt
Organism: Sabethes cyaneus
Lineage: Eukaryota; Metazoa; Arthropoda; Insecta; Diptera; Culicidae
Exons: 19
Coding region: 89-3868 (1259 amino acids)
Biological process (GO): proteolysis
Molecular function (GO): serine-type endopeptidase activity
Source: RefSeq, a predicted model, not a curated record
CAAAGCAGCAGUUCAUUCAGCAGCAGCUUUAUCGAUUGUAUUAUUCAACUAAUAAGGUUAUUUCUAAUCUGUUCCUUUAGUCUUUAUUAUGCGUUUUGCUAAGUACUUAGUGAUUUUAUGGUGUAGUAUUAACUGCGGUCAUGGACAGGAGCCUUCUUCACCUUUGAUGCUCUCUAAUGAGCGCGUUACAUUGGAUGAUUGCCAUCUUCGGUUCCACAAACUAGUAGCCUACCCUCUCCCCAAACCUGCUUUUGGCCACCCAGCCCGGCUGAAGGAAUUCGCUCACAUCGGAGCAGUUGGCUGGACACUGCCAAAUGGUACCGUGUCGUGGAAAUGUGGAGGAACCUUAAUCUGGGAUAAUUUUGUUUUGACAGCUGCCCAUUGCGCAGUAGAUUUGAGUGGUAAGCGACCUGACGUAAUUAGGUUCGGUGAUCUCAAUAUCUAUAGUUCCGAUGACGAUGAGUAUGCCCAACAGCUUAACAUUAUUGAUGUGAUAAGACAUCCUGACCAUCGAUACGUAGCACAGUAUCACGAUAUUGCGCUGUUGAAACUGGAGAAAAACGUUACAUUGCAUGACACGGUUGUUCCAGCUUGUCUUUGGACUGACCGGGAAGUUAGAUUCAAAACGUUAGAGGCUGCUGGCUGGGGUAAAACAGGCUUUGCUGAAGAGCAAACUCCGGUGCUGCUCAAAGUAAGUCUCAAGCCGAUAGACAAUGAAGAAUGUAGUAAAAUUUAUACUAAUGACACAAAUCGCAAAUUGCGGCUAGGCCUUCAGGAUCAUCACAUCUGCGCUGUUGAUGAAAAAAUGGAUACAUGUGAGGGUGACUCGGGAGGUCCACUUCAAAUCAAGUUGAUGCACAACGGAAGAGUAACACCGUUUUUGGUCGGCGUGACAUCGUUCGGGACGAUUUGCGGAACCUCGUCUCCCGGUGUAUACACAAAGGUAGCUUCUUACCAAGACUGGAUUGUUGAUACGAUGCGAAGCCAUGGGGCAUUCGUCAAUGAGACAACCUACAAUGCAACGUUUUGUGCACUACGAUACGUACAUUUUCGUGAAUAUGAGGAUGCUGUCAUUACUAGUAGAACUGAUACCUACGUUUUGACGGACACAAGUUUACGGCAUAUGCAAGAGGUUGAACGUCUUCCAUCGUACAUGGUGAAGCUUGCAUGGCGUACUGGUGCUGGACGUGAGGAUUGCUACGGUGCUAUAAUUGAUGAAACUUCUGUUUUGACGUUAGCGCAAUGUGUUUAUUACAAUCGGGAACCUGUUAGUCAUAUUUUAUAUUUAGGGGAUAAAGAGAUGAAUGUGUCUAAGUUUGACAUUCAUCCUGAAUACAUCCCAGAAUCUGGAUACAACAAUAUUGCUAUUUUGCAUACGAAACACUUUCUGGAUAUUCAUCAAAUUCAGCCUGCUUGCAUUUGGCACGAACAGAAGAUACCGUUCGAUGAGGUGCAUAUUUUUGGAUCUGGUAGAGAAGAUAUUAACACCUUCUGGCCGGAAUCACGGAAAUUGAUUGAUCCCACGAUAACAUUUCUCAGACCACGGUUAUUCGUUCAAAAUUCAACUGCCUGUGCUAUACCCAAUCGAUUUGAAUCCAAACUCGAAACUGGGUUGAAACGAGAGCAUGUUUGUGUUGGAAAAGAUUUCUUUCUAGUGCCAAAGUCCUGUGACCUGUUGGUUGGUGGUAGCAUUGAUGGAUCUGUAUGGCGUGAAGGUAACGAUUAUCCUACAACAUUCGGAUUAGUUCAGUUUGGGAGGGACUGUGGAUUCGGGGAACAUUCCGUUGCAACCGGAUUUGCAAAUCACAUUGACUGGCUGAAGUCUCUACUGUUGUCUGAUCAUACCGAAAAGGGUGGGACGUUUCAUUUUCUGGAUGAUGACCUGCACGAAGGUGAUACAUGUACAAGUGACGAUAAUGGAAAAGCGGGACUUUGCGUUGCUGUUUCGAAAUGUCCACGACAGUGGAAGAAAUUUCUAUCCACAGGAAAUGCCCAAUUUUGCUCUACCAGCUCAGUGAUUUGUUGCCCUCAUGAUGCCAUGGAUGGUGUGUCUGAUACUCAUCCUGCAAUAGCUUCUUGUCCGAAUGUUGUACGGAACAUCAAGUCAAAGAAGCCAGGAGGAUCAUUGGUUCUCGUAGGCUGGUUUGAAGAAGAUUUCAUCAGGUUCAAAUGUUUGGGUACUAUAUUAACAAGAAACGUGGUAUUAACUACUGCGAGUUGUUUCGGAAAAGUUAAACCAGAUGUCAUAAAGCUUAUUUCCAACGAAACGGAUUCAGUGUUGCAGGUAAAAGCUACUCUCAAGCAUAACGCAUACAAUGCAGUCGACAAUAGCAAUGACAUCGGGAUCAUAUGGUUGACAGACAGGCUUCAAUGGAAUUCAGAUGUGUAUCCCUCGUGUCUGUGGACAAACAGAACUCACACUCCUUUAGUGAUGGACAUGGUUUUGCCGGUCAAAUUCGAUCAUGUGGGUUACGUACGUGUACUUGCGAUGUACAACUCGGACUGCCAGAGAACUAACAGCUAUAAGUUACCUGAAAGUCAGCUUUGCGUGCGUGACCCUUUCGAGAAACCCACUUGCUUGGAUCCGUUCAGUGCAUUGCUCUGGGUACGGGGUGAUGGGGUAGCAUUUACGGUUGGCUUGUCUACUAUUUUGCCUGAUUGUAACGAGCGGGAUUAUAUGAUAUUUACCAGAUUUUCAGCUUACUCACAAUGGAUUGGAGAUGCCCUUCGGGAUGCUGUGUUUAAUAGUGGAGACAACUCUACACUUUUGAUGCUCCCAAAUGAGCGCUUGAGUUUGGACGAUUGUCAUCUUCGGUUUCACAGAUUUUCGUUACAUUCGGAGGCAGCACCUGCAAGCGCUGAUCCCGCGCGGUUGAAGGAAUUCGCCCACAUCGGAGCAAUUGGGUGGACACUGCCAAAUGGUACUGUCUUGUGGAGUUGUGGAGGAACCUUAAUCUGGAAUAAUUUCGUUCUAACAGCUGCCCAUUGCGCUAUAGAUGAUAGAGGUAAACGGCCCGAUGUCAUUCGGUUUGGAGAUUUGAAUAUCUACAGCGCCGAGGACGAUGAGUAUGCUCAACAGUUUAAAAUUAUUGAUGUGAUAAGACAUCCUAAGCAUCGCUUUGUAGCACAAUAUCACGAUAUUGCGCUGAUGAAACUGGAGAAAAAUGUUAGACUUCAUGACACGGUAGUUCCAGCUUGUCUUUGGACCGACGAGGAAAUCAGAUUCAAAACGUUAGAAGCUGCCGGUUGGGGUCAAAUUGGCUAUGCCCAAGAGCAGACCCCGAUUCUGCUAAAAGUGAGACUCAAGCCGAUAGGCAACGAAGAAUGCGGUAAAAUUUACACAAAUGAAACGAACCGCAAAUUGCGGGAUGGCCUUCAGGAUCAUCACACCUGCGCUGUUGACGAAAAAAUGGAUACAUGUGAGGGUGACUCAGGGGGUCCGCUUCAAGUCAAGCUGAUGCACAACGGAAGGGUGACACCGUUCUUGGUCGGAAUCACAUCGUUUGGUACAAUUUGCGGAACCUCGUCUCCCGGUGUAUACACAAAGGUGGCUCCUUACCACGACUGGAUUGUUGAAACAAUGCGAAGCCACCGGGCUGUCGUCAAUGAAAAUACUUACAAUGCUACAUUUUGUGCACUACGGUAUGUACAUUUUCGUGAAUACGAGGAUGCCAUCAUUACUGCUAGAACUGAUUCCUACGUUUUGACCGACACAACUUUGCACCACAUGGAAGCAGCUGAAAGUCUUCCAUCAUACAUGGUGAAGUUGGCAUGGCGCUCUGGCGAUGGUCAUGAUGAUUGUUACGGUGCAAUAAUUGAUGAAACUACCGUACUGACUUUGGCGCAAUGUGUUUUUCACAAUCGGUGA